Messenger RNA from Rhagoletis zephyria (snowberry fruit fly), 4974 nucleotides. It is a transcript of the gene spd-2, whose product is annotated as centrosome assembly protein spindle defective 2. Lineage: Eukaryota; Metazoa; Arthropoda; Insecta; Diptera; Tephritidae. The record is from RefSeq and is a predicted model, not a curated record.
GACGACGACUCAAAUUUCCACCAUUUUAAUUUUAAACCCGAUUUGCGCCAACUUCAGUUUUGUCAUUAUUUCGAGCAUUUACCAAAAGAAAAUAAAAAAUAUUUCUGGGGCGGGCGGAAUUGCAUUUGUAGUGGCGCAAACAGCCGUCUUCAAUUUUAUAAAAAUCCAGAAAUAUACGCUUAAAUUUCCAAUAAAUCGGGGGAAGUUUUUGUGAAGGAAUUUUUCUUGGUUUGUGCCCAGGACAAUAUGGAUAAACAUAACACCGAUAUUAGUAAUUUAGCUGACUCGCUUGGGGUUUUAAAUUUAGAUAGCUUAAAAGCUUUUGGUGAGACAUCUAAUUCUUCCUCCACCAGCAGCAAACCAGUCAACGAACGCUUAAAUAAGGAACGACUAAGAGCUUUGGAAACCUUGGAAAAAGCCAGCAAAUCCGUAAAAUCUGAUGUAAAUAAAAUAAUACAGCAAAGCUUUGUAAAAAAAGAUUAUUUAAAAGUACCAGAUGAAAUAACUACAUCAUCAAAGUCCUCAAGAAAACUAAAUCGUACGGAAUAUGUGCCUUAUUGCCGACCAGAUUCCAUCAAUAUUUCCGAUUUGGUGACUGAUGAAAGUAUCAACCUAAACUUUAAGAGCACUAUUUCAACAAAUAACACAAAAGUUUCAUUCGAACCGUCGGAAAUAACUGGUCGAUCCACACAUUAUACAGAGCGAAAUUCACAUAAAAAUCCGAAAAACAGUAUUGCCACAACAUCUAGUCGGCUAUCAGUCGGUGACAUUCUCGCCACUUCAUUUGCGCCCAAAGCUCGAAAUCUCGGCGAGGCUUUAGGUGAACGCACUUCAGUAUCGAGCACUACAUUAGGAAGUUUAAAUAAUUCGCAUGUUUUACUUCGAACGGCUGAUUUAUCGCUUAAUACCACAGAUACAACAUUUGGUAAAGCUGCCGGCGGUCAGUUUUCAUUUAAUAUGACAAAUGAAACCGGAGUCAACUCCGAGGAAUUUCAGCCUGCAGAAAAAAUGCAGUCGAAGUUGUUGAUGGACGAAAUGGCUUGGGCACAAGAAUUCGCCACCAUACCAACAGCUGCAUUGAAUAAAGAGGAGAAGGAAAAAACAGUCGAGGGAAAGGAUUUUGAUCUACAAUCCAAUCCGAACAGCUCGAUUUUGGCGCGAGACCCCAAUUUUUCUAUGGGACGCUUUUUCAAUCAACGUUCAGAAGAUUUACAAAAUAUAGUGCGGUCAUUGAGUCCCGAGCGCAUGCGUCCUCCAAUAGCAUUGGUAGAUGAAACACAAAGUACACUUAGCUUGAGCACGCCAAUAGGAACUACGAAAGUCAUUGCAUCCACAAAUGACGUAGACUUAACACCCCAAAUUGAUAAUAGGACAUAUAGUAAAGCUCCAAACGUUGCUUAUAAUAGCAUAUUAGAAUAUGAGAAACAGAAAGGAGAUAAACAUGAGAGUAAAGAUUCCGGCAAUGGCACGAAAGAAGAAGAGGAAUCGUAUUUGCUCUCGCUGUCGCAUAUCAAAAAGGCCUUUACUAAAAACAUUGAUGGAGAUAUUUCAUCAACACAUCUUAUCGAUUUGUUGAAAAAACCAAAACGUAAUAAGUCACCUCAAAACCGCGAAAGAAACGAAUUACGGCAAAGCAGUGUUGCUCAGCAAUUUCAAUUUAAUAAGGCCCCACAAUUGGCUGUCGCAGCCCAUACAUCAGCCAGUGUAAGACAAUCCGUUGAACGAUACACAAAUAGCCUAAAUACGCUCGAGGAAUUGUUAUCAGAAAAUAAAGAAAAUUGGGAUCCACAAAAAAUGCGAGGAUCUGAAUCACAAGCUGACACAAUAAGUUUUAGCGAAUCAUUGCUGGAUGCCAGUGAUUUAAAAGAGUUGCAGCGCAGCAUAGGUCAACCACGAUCCCCGCUAAGCCCUUUAAAUAUACCAACUCUACGACUUUCACCUAAUGAAAACGAGAAUACCUGUGAAGAAAAGUCGUAUCGACAAUAUCAUGAAACACCCGAAAAGAUAAAUGGUAACUUCAAAUCGUCAUUUUCUAAGUCGACCACACCNAAAGAAAAGAUAAAUGGUAACUUCAAAUCGUCAUUUUCUAAGUCGACCACACCCAAAUCUUCCCCUUCAACAUACGCACAAACUUGCGGCAUUAAUCACAAAACCAUAACCCUUACGAAAAAGGAAGGUUCCCCAUCAUCGUUGAGUCCCUAUCUGCAGUUGCAGAAACCACUUUGUUCUACAAGGGUCGAUGAGCAAAAAAGUGAUUGUGAUGUUGUAGCUGUUUCACCGAAUCUUUCCAAGUCGCUGGCAUCGCCCAAGAAUAAUGCUGCUGAGCGCACCCUAAUGGCUACUGGUAGCCCCUAUAGCGGCCCUCCAACUCCAUCUCCACCCCGCGGUUUUUUAUCUUCACCAUCAUCGCCCGUUGCAACUGGCAUGGGUAUCGAAAAUUCACGUCGGGGUUGUGAGAACUGUUCGCCACAGGCGCGAGGAAAGCCACAAUCCAGCAGUAAUGUUAAGGUGCAACGCGCGGCAUCGUCACCGUCGACUAGCGAAGCCAGUGCCAAAAAUAUUGCACCAAUGCGCACAAAUAGCGCAUAUACUCUUAGAAAUGGCGGCGUUGUGCGCAGCGUCUCGCGUUGCUCCAGCAGCAGUGAAUUCAGUCAUCGUGACGGAAACGCAAUACCGUUAAAGGUUACCGCCGUUGAAUUGUCUUGGGGUAGCACACGUUUGAGAAAUGCUGCACACCGGACAAUGCAAGUGAAAAAUAUUGCGAGCAAAAGACUUACCUUGCGUAUAGAUGUGCACGGUCCCGGUUAUCAACUGUUGAAUUUGCCUGGCAAUAAUACGUUGACUUUGCAGUCUCAGGAAUGUCGCACAAUUGCGGUAAGCUUUUGUCCUACAGUUAUUGGUGCUGCCGUGGGCAAGCUUGCAUUUUACGCACCGCAAAAUGUUAAUGUUGCCCACAACAGUGCCUCCACUGCCAACAUGUCAUCGUUUUUGGAUAUCCCUCUAUAUGGUUAUGGUGGCCAUUGCAGCAUUGUGGCGCGGGAAGUGCACAUAGCGCCAGUUGGUAUGGCUUUCCUGCAAAUGGGCUACUUACACGAACUCUCACAACCCAUACAGCGCACUAUACGUGUUUACAAUAAAGGUCCGCUGCUGGGCUUCGCGCUCGCUUCAAUCGAUUCGGUUGGACUACGUUUGCCGCGAUUAUGCACUGCUUUUGAAAUACAGCCAGCAGCCAUGCUUAUACCGCCUGGUUCAACAGCGACUUUGCGUGUAGUUUUCCGGCCACAGCGUGAAGAUGUACGAAAAAUUACAAGACAAACAAAAUCCGUACUCACACUAGCCAAUUUGCGUUUAAUAUCUGGUGAUGAAGCAAAUAGGCAGCGCAUGCGCCAACUGGUGGCGCGCAUGUCGCCGGAGGAGCGCGUCAAUCUAAGUUCAUCUAAAUCUUUGGAAGCGUUGUGGGAAAAGCUGCCUGGUGAGAAGGAAAUUAAAGAGCUGCAGACGUUCAAGGAAACACCAAAAUUGACGUACGAUUUGCUAACCCACAUGCGUAUACACGAAGUUGCACUUACCAUUAACGAUGACUACUUGGACGAGACUAUCAAGUCGACAUCUUCGUUUUAUUUUCCCGAUGAGGAUGAGACAGUAUUGUUCCGCACAGUAUGCAGUCCAUCGCCCAGUAAUGCUGAUGGUUCGGGCCACGUUUUGGAUCGUGUGGAUGAAUUAAUAGAGGAGGAUGUUGAGCAAGCCAACAGUAACAAUUCGUCGACACGCGGCGAAGCUUGUUGCUGGUCUGUUUUGCCCAGCUCAUUAUGUUUUUAUAUGCGCGGUGAAGAACGCCCAUUGCGUUCAUCGAUUUUCAUUUGCAACUCAUUUAAGUCGCGACAAUACUUUGAAGUGAGCACGAACCGUAAAAACUUGUUGCAGUUGACGCCCUCAGAGGGUUAUGUGGAACCCGAUGGUGGCCAUUUAGAGGUGGAGGUGAGUUUGCUAUGCGACAAAUUGAAUGCGGAAAAUAAGCAGGAACCGUUCAACAUUUCGGUUUCUAUGGAAAAUGAACGUAUAAUUGUGCCAGUGGAAUUGUGCGAUGAGGUGCGUCCAGCGGAGAGUGUAUAAUGUGACAAAAAUAUCUGCUUUGUAAUUAAUUUUAAACAAUUUGCUGCAGUAUAGUUUUUGUAUUACUUACUUGUAUCUGUCUCCUCCUCUGUUCGUUUAAAACAAUGUUUACUUUUUUAUGCAAAAUAAUAUGUAUUUAUUUAUAUUUUAUAUGUUUAACUCUUUAAAAGCUAUGCAUGCACGGUUUUUACAUUUUGUUUCACAAUUCCUGCUGAUAUUUAUUAAUAAAUUUACCAACUAUUAAAGAAAACUAAAUCUCUUAUUUCUUCAAGUCUAAUAGCCUUAUCCAUGAAAAUUAAAAUGGAUUACAAUCGCUUUAUGAAAUGUAGGGUAUGUUCUUAAAUGUUAAAAUACAAGGCAUCUCUCUUUUUUUUUUAUUUUUUAACUCAGUAGAUUUCUUUAAAAAGAUGUCAGCUUUCUAAUAGGUUGCGCAAGUUGGAACUUUUCUUCGGGUGGGGUUAGAAAUAAAAGGUAUAAAAGGUAGAAUUUCGAACCUACUUUUAUAAUUAUGGGACUUGUUAGAUAAAUUACAUUUAUAAGAUUACUUUUAUAUUCAUAGUCACAUUAUUAAUAUUAAGUGAAACUGAUGCGCUAAAUAAUUCAAAAUAUUAAUAGGAACGUAAUAUGUGGUUCACACUUGAUAUGAAUAUAAAAGUAAUCUUGUAAAUGUAAUAUAUCUAACACGCCUCCUUACUUUUGUAUUCAAUAUUCAAUAUUCAUAUUAUUUUAUUUUAUUUUUUGAGUUAUUUAGCACAUCAGUUUUAUUUAAUAUUAUUAUUAAGUGUCAUCUCUAUAUUGUAAUUUCUGAAUUCUUCCCUUUUUAUAUUUUAUCGUUGCCGAGUAUGCUGUAUAUUCACACAG